Pararge aegeria (speckled wood butterfly) is the source of this 1729-nucleotide messenger RNA. RefSeq lists its product as uncharacterized. The transcript is spliced from 2 exons. Bases 134 to 1204 code for a protein of 356 amino acids. NCBI's taxonomy places the organism in Eukaryota, Metazoa, Arthropoda, Insecta, Lepidoptera, Nymphalidae. The record is from RefSeq and is a predicted model, not a curated record.
UUAAUCAUGUUUCCAUUUGGUAAGUUACCAUACGCAUUUAUAGACCUUUCAGACCCAAGUAUGAAUGUACGUGAAAAUGCACAGCACGGGAUCUGAGGAAUGAGGAAUAAGAAUUACAAAUGUGCGGAUUCAAAUGAAAUUAAAUAAUAAUUACAAAACCAUUGAGAUCGAAAUAACGACUUAUAAAACUGAACUACGUGACAAUCAUUAUAACAUGAAUGAAACAGAGAAAAACCUUAGGACAAACUAUCAAAAUAGAUUCAUUUGCUCCAUAUGUUUAAACAAAAAGGCGUCUCAAGAAGACAACCGAAAUGUAGAAUGUUGUAGAAAGAAAACUAUGUCUUGUCCGAUUUGCCAGAAAAAUUGUGAUACUGAUGAAAAUAAAACCGUACAUAAGAAAAGUGACUACAAAGGCAAAGAUGACAAAGCCAAAAUAAAGGAUAAAUCUGAUAGUAAAGAUAUCAACGGGAAAAACAUACAAACUUCACAACCAGAUGUUACUAAAGGCCUGACUUUGCUGAACGAAGUUCUGACCGUAUUUCAAACUAAAAAACAACUAGACUUUAAAAAGGAUAACACAAGCAAAACUGUUAUAGUAAAAGACGCUAGCGUUGAAACCGAGAAAAGAAAACCUAAAUUAAGAGUUAGCAAAACAUUUCUAUAUUCUUUAGGAGAAAACGAAGAAAUGCAGAAAAAUGGUAAAUUCUCAAUCAUCAACUCAGAACCCGAAACGGCUAUAAAAUCACAAUUUUCAAUUGACUUGAAACACAAAUCUUCGUCGAUCCCGCAAAUGAAAUUAGAAGAACUGAAGAAUUCACUGAAAGAGAAAACUAAAUCUAAAGAUGCUAUUGAGGAAGUCAACAGAAUGUUCGCGACUGUUAGAAAACAUCAAUUAGGAGAAAGUCUAGAUGAUUCUAACAGGCCAAUGAUUAGACAUGGUCCCAGAGUGUUGCCAGUUGUUAAAACUAACACCAUCUACGAAGGAAAUAAUAUCGUACGACAGGAUAAGAAAGAGUGCUGUAAUUGUCAGACGAGUUAUCACAUGUCCAGUGGUGAUUCUAUACAUGGAUGUCAUCCUAAGCAGGAAAGAUGCAAUGAAUGUUGUAAACCGUGUUGCUAUAAACGUCGUUGUGGUAAAGUGUGCGACCAUUGCUGCAAUGUGAUACAGGAUUGCAAUCAUGUUGUUGAUGUUCAUGAACAUUAAGUUAUAAUGACCUAUCUACUAGAGCAGUUACGCGUACCGAAAUCUAUGCGUGUUCUAUAAAAAUAGGUGUAACUUUGCGGAAGUACAUUAUAUAAAAUGAAAAGCCAGAUUUUUCUAAUACGCGACAAAAACCAAACUUACGCUUAGAGACUAACUUGCUUUGCUAUGUAGUUUUCUUAUUACUCCCUAAUAUUAUAUAUCCACUGCUGGACAUUUUAAAAUUUGAAUUUGACCGUUUGAGCGUUUAUCGGUUCUACGAGCUAUGUGCCUCAUGGCCAUUUUAGCUUUGCGAUUCUUUCAGCUAUGUCGGUACGGUUCUUCUGCGAAGCUCCUGAUUUUAUAUUUGAUUACUUAUCAAAAUUCUUAGCAUAAUCAAGUACUACGUUUAACAACCAAUCGCAAAACUUGCUUAUAUUAAGCCUCCGGUGAUUGGUCCAACAGCCGCUGGCCUAGAUGCCUUUAUUCAUCCUUGCCUUUAGAAUUUUGAGCAUAUUUACAUCUGUAAAUCCUGCGGGAUUUAUUAUG